AUUUUGUCACGUGACUCAACAGGGUGUUUGAACUGCUAUAUUUGUGCAACACGAUUUUUAAUAUCAUUUUUUUAACAAAUAUAAGCAUAUUAUUUACCUAAGACGUCAAUAUUUAUAGUUUUUAUAGUACCACAAUUAAGAAAAAAGAAAAAAGAUUAGUCCAGUUCCCCAUUAAGAAAAACGAAAAAAAAUUGGUCAGCUCCCCAUUGUUGUGUCAAGAUCAACGUAGUAGGAAGACGCACGUGUAAAGACAGUUUUUGACAAAAGGAGUUUUUUAAUACUUUACUAAGGAUUUUUUAAGGCAAGGGAGAGAAAUGUUGGAAAUUACUUGUAAUGACAGACUGGGGAAAAAAGUCAGAGUUAAAUGUAAUCCCGAUGACACCAUUGGGGAUUUAAAAAAAUUGAUUGCUGCACAAACUGGCACACACUGGGAAAAAAUAGUCUUGAAAAAGUGGUAUACCAUUUUCAAGGAUCACAUCAAACUGCAAGAUUAUGAAAUUCACGAUGGUAUGAACUUGGAAUUAUAUUAUCAAUGAAAGAAAAAGUAUACCUGAUAUUAACUUUUUAAAUCUUUAUUAAUUAUAAUUUAAAUUGGUAACUGCUACACUCUGUAAGUUUAAAUCUUUAAUAAUUACACAUUGUAAAUACAGUGGUCGAAUAAAACCAGCAUUCGACGACAUAAAUAA
Cephus cinctus (wheat stem sawfly) is the source of this 686-nucleotide messenger RNA. It is a transcript of the gene ubl, whose product is annotated as ubiquitin-like protein 5. Bases 315 to 536 code for a protein of 73 amino acids. Gene Ontology annotation, molecular function: protein binding; protein tag activity. The transcript has 3 exons. Gene Ontology annotation, cellular component: cytoplasm; nucleus. NCBI's taxonomy places the organism in Eukaryota, Metazoa, Arthropoda, Insecta, Hymenoptera, Cephidae. The record is from RefSeq and is a predicted model, not a curated record. Gene Ontology annotation, biological process: protein modification process; mRNA splicing, via spliceosome.